Aphis gossypii (cotton aphid) is the source of this 741-nucleotide messenger RNA. RefSeq lists its product as uncharacterized. The transcript has 3 exons. The record is from RefSeq and is a predicted model, not a curated record. The coding region runs from base 1 to 741 and encodes 246 amino acids. Lineage: Eukaryota; Metazoa; Arthropoda; Insecta; Hemiptera; Aphididae.
AUGUUGAAAAUACCUCAUUUCAUCGGUGUGUUUUCCAGAGACAAGUUGCCUCCAAGAGCUAAGCAUCAAGAGUCUGCUGUGGUUAAUUUAGACAUCGAAAACGGUACAGAUUACAAACGUAUUUUAAUAAAUUGUAACCAACAACUUAUAUUAAACAGAGCAUCACUGGAUAUAAAUGCCGUUAAGCAGUAUAAGAAUAAUGAAGUUGUCGCAGACGCUCCUAAACUAAAAGACUCAAGGUCAGUGAUAAAGAAAAAUAAGAUUGUUGAAAGUAGUAAACAAUCAGAACCGUUGACAUGCGCGUUUAGAUCGUGGGAGUUGUGUGAAUAUCCAUUUUUACCUCAAAACACUUCGCAUUCCUGGAAAGUAAAGACAUCUAACAAAUUAGAAAAACCUAGAUAUGUCAUAAUCGGAUUUCAAACUGGUAGGAAAAAUAGCUCGAAUAAAACAAUGUCACAUUUUGACCAUUGUAAAAUUAAAAACUUGAAGGUCUAUUUAAACUCAGAAGUGUUUCCCUAUGAAGAUUUCCAAAGCGACUUUACCAGGAAUAAGUUGGCUACAUUAUACCGCGCCUAUGUAGAGUUUCAAAAAUCUUACUACGGCCAUGACGAAGUGACACCUCUACUGAACCGAUCAGAUUUCAAAAAUCUGUGUCCGAUUAUAGUUGUUGAUAUGAGCAAGCAGAACGAUAAUGUAAAAAUGUUAACUGUCGACCUAAGGAUUGAACUAGAAGCAGGUUAG